AUGGGAGGUGGUGGAACCCCGGCCGCUCCUGCCGCUUUUGCCUCUCCUGCUGCUGACCGUAUCAUCCAGGACACGAACUACGAAGCAGACGACUCUGGUCCAGCUUCUCCCGACAAAAGCGAGACCGAAGAAUCCGAAAAGUCUGAGAAUCUCAAAACAACUCCCAGAGCCAACGCGAAGAAACCCAGCCCGCGGGCAGCUACCGAGAAAAUGUCGGCCACCACUCCUUCGGAAGCGACUAUCGGCGGCACCACAGGCACCACCGACACCAUGACGGACGAUGGAGGUACACCAGUCAACGACACGCCGAUUCCCCUCGACCUCUCCAGCGCCCGUCGAGCCAAGACCCCCGACGUGGACCUUACAGGUUCGUCGAGUGCCUCCUCAGCUCUCUCAACUCCUACCAAGCCGGCUUCCGAGCGCCGCCAAGCCACCCCGAAGGGACCGAAGCUCAUUUCACACAAGGAGGCGAAUCAACAGCUUCGUGAUCUUAUCGUUGCCCACAAUGAGAAGGGAAUCGAGAUAAAGGAGACGCUAGCCCUGUACAAAGACUUGACGCGCGAGGAUAACGCGACCCCGAUAAUCCUCGACGAAUGCGUCGCUGUCGCAAACGCUCGUCUUGUACGAGCAAUUGAUGAUGUCGAGGCUCUUGAGGCUGGUCAUCCGCCGAGAGUGAUGCCCUACCCGGCCGAUAAGAUUCCCGAGCUUCUUGCCGCUGUCGAGAAAGCCGAGGCCGAAAGGGACGCGUUCGAUGCCGAGAAUCAGCGCUUGUUCACGCAAAUGGCCACGUUGGAGGGGGAGAUCUACGCUCUCAAGGCCAAGGUGAAGUUUGCCAGAAAAGUCGAGCUUGAAGCCAGAAUGCGAGACGGCAUGCCGACUUCUUCGGCGGCCUGCAAUAAACCCAUUGCGCCUUCUGGAUCUGGGUUGCCUGUCGCUUUCGGGACUCCGAUCGAUUGGACGCCUAAGACUGUUGCACGGUUGGGUUUGGCUAACAAAACACCUGUUGUGGUUACGUCUCCCGCUAGCUCAGAGAUCGUCGUCCAUCAGACGACUGCGCAGAAGUCUAGAGCGGGUAAGCGAACAUCGAGCUCAAAUAACACUCAGACGCCCACUAGAAAGAGAAAGGCUCGACACUGA
Molecule: messenger RNA, 1137 nt
Organism: Colletotrichum fioriniae
Lineage: Eukaryota; Fungi; Ascomycota; Sordariomycetes; Glomerellales; Glomerellaceae
Source: RefSeq, a predicted model, not a curated record